AUGAAGGAUUUGAUAAGCGAUAUUGGUAUUUCACCUUUUUCUUUAAUAAUUGAUGAAAGUACAGACGUUGCAAGAAAGAAGGUUCUAUGUAUUAUAAUUAGAUAUUAUUCUCAUCAAAAAAAGAUAAUAGUCACAACGUUCUAUCGCCUUAUAAAAAUUUCUGAUGCUUCUGCCAAUGGUAUAUAUUCAGCGCUGACGUCACAAUUAAAAGCAGAUAAACUUCCAAUUGAAAAUUUAGUCGGUAUAGGUGUCGACGGUGCCAGUGUUAUGGUUGGAUGUAAUCAGUCUGUUGUAAGUCUUCUUCGAAAAGACUUACCAGAUUUAAUAGUAAUGAAGUGUGUAUGCCACUCAUUACAUUUAUGCGCUGAAAAAGCAACAGACGUACUGCCUAAAGAUUUAGAAUACUUAGUGAGAGAGGCUCAUAAUUGGUUCUCGUACAGUCCAAAAAGAUUAGAUGAAUAUAGAGAUUUAUAUGAAACGAUGAAUAAUGGAAAUAGAAAACCUAAAAAAAUCACUGGUUUGAGUGGAACCCGUUGGCUCGCUCGAUACAAUGCCAUUGAUACUAUAUUGCACCAAUGGGAUGAAUUAAAGCUUCUUUUUUGCUCGCAAAAAGUGAUGAUAAAUGUUUAACAGCAAAAAAUUUACAUGGAAUUAUGAAU
This is a messenger RNA of Microplitis mediator, 659 nucleotides long. RefSeq lists its product as uncharacterized. The coding region runs from base 1 to 630 and encodes 209 amino acids. The record is from RefSeq and is a predicted model, not a curated record. The transcript has a single exon. Lineage: Eukaryota; Metazoa; Arthropoda; Insecta; Hymenoptera; Braconidae.